AUGGCUCGACUGUACUCCUCACCUCCGUCGGCCACGCCAUUCAGCGAGGCAAAGCCGCAGUUGCUGGUGGCCUGGUGGAUCACCCUGUUCUCUACCUGCAUCAUACUCCUCCGCCUGUCGGGUCGCUACGUCCGUGUCGAGAAGCUCUUCAUCGAGGACAGGGUCGUGGCCGUGGCCCUCCUGCCGCUGUACCUGCGCAUGGCAUGCAUACACUUGGUCUUCGUGUACGGGACCAACAAUGUCGACCUCGACGGAAUCGACCUCUCGGGACAGGAUGUGCGCCGUCGUGUCAUCGGGAGUCGUCUGGUCCUUGCAUCGCGCAUCUUCUAUGCAGCAACACUGUGGGUUCUCAAGUUUGCUACGGUCGAAUUCCUGGCUCGCCUGGGCGGUUCAGCCAGGAAGGAGAGGUACACGCGCAUCACGACAGGUCUCCGAUGGGCGCUGGGAGCGUCCUUCCUCGCCGUCGUCGUCAGCGAUCUCGCCGAGUGUCGACCGGCCUCUCACUACUGGCAGGUCGUGCCCGACCCGGGACCUCAGUGCCGCCAGGGCAUGGCCCAGCUUCUCACCAUGGGCAUCUCGAGCGCGGCCGUGGACGUCGUGCUGGUCAUCUUCCCCAUCCCCAUGAUUGUGCGGAGCCGGAUCGCGCCGAAGCGCAAGCUGCUCCUCGUCCUCCUCUUCAGCUUCGGCUUUCUGACGGUCGGCGUCACCCUGUACCGUGUGGCGCGCAUCGUCCAGCGCCACGGCGACCAGGUGGUCCGGUCGACCUGGGCCUCGGUCGACAUCCUGGCCACCACGGCCGUGGCCAACGUCGUCGCCGUCGGCUCCUUCCUGCGCGACACGGGCGUCAAGAAGGUGCGGUACAGGCCCGGAGGGGAUUACGGCCAGAGCAGCAGCGCGGCAGCCGACGGGUCCCGCCGGUGGACGAUGGGCACCACGGCCACGGCCACGGCCACGGCCACGACCACGGCCGCAGCCGCGGUCGAGUGGGAGGCUGCCCUGCAGAGCAGGUACAGCCGGGCCAGCCACCAGGCCCAGAGCAAGACUGCGGCUGCGGCGUGGGCGCGGGACAUGGAUUCGACCGAAGGGGACGACGACGACGACGGCGCCGGCGGCGACGGAGUGCGGCGGGAGCCCAGCAAAGCGUCCACCACCGCUACUGGAGGCAACCGACCUGUCAGCCCGGCAGAGAGCAGCUCUUCGCUGAUCCAUCCUUAUCAGCGAGCAUCCCGCGCGUCAGCUGUCGAUGCCGGUGACCAGUUCGGCGACCCCCACCUCCUCAGACCACCUUCCCCAGUGGUCCAGGCACCUUUGCGAAGA
Geosmithia morbida is the source of this 1317-nucleotide messenger RNA. RefSeq lists its product as uncharacterized. The record is from RefSeq and is a predicted model, not a curated record. NCBI's taxonomy places the organism in Eukaryota, Fungi, Ascomycota, Sordariomycetes, Hypocreales, Bionectriaceae. The transcript is spliced from 2 exons. The annotation marks the transcript as partial.